AACGCUGCCUGGAAUGGCAAGAUAAUUUUGGCCGCGCGCAUCCAAGGGGAAUUCAUUUUCAAGACAACCGUACGCAGAUUGCCAUUGAUUGGUCGUUGAUGCAUCCGUAAUCUGUUGUGGUGCCGUGGUUUUGCGCCCAGUUCAGCCCAAGUUCGACUCGAGCCCUGACACUCGACAUAGCGGCCUUCCAAACGCGGAUACUCGUGUGUGUGGGUACCUUGUGCAUCUGCCCUACUCGGCUAGCUGCUAUUUUAGUGGAUAGUGACAGCGGCCGACCGGAGCUAGCGGAGUGCCUGUGUAGCAGCAGUGCGCAGAGUCAGGAGUGGAUAAUAUUUCACCCGGUUGGUGCGUUAAGUGCGGCUGCGCCGAGAGAGGAACUGCCGGGCAGGCAUCUCUACAGCGACGGGAAGGAGCCUCACCUCGGACGGACCAUCGGACCCAUGCCCCCCAGGACCGGAGCGCGCAGCGUCCGAGCCUGACCGUGUGACCAGCCCCUCGCGACCCCCGGGAAGGGAGAGGUACACCGUACCGCACACCUGCAGCAAGCCUGGAUGUGGCUUCGCUCCGCAAAUGAGCUCAGUGAGCGGCGGGAGGUUUGACUUCGACGAUGGUGGGACGUAUUGUGGAGGAUGGGAGGAUGGCAAAGCGCACGGCCACGGCAUAUGCACGGGGCCGAAGGGCCGCGGAGAGUAUUCCGGAUCCUGGUUCCAUGGCUUCGAGAUAAACGGAGUCUACACCUGGCCCAACGGUAACACCUUCGAGGGCCAGUGGAGCCAAGGCAAGCGCGACGGGCUGGGAGUAGAAACCCGCGGGAGGUGGGUGUAUAGGGGCGAGUGGACGAAGGGCUACAAGGGCAGAUACGGCGCCAGAGAGAGCAAGACCACCGGCGCCAAGUACCAAGGCACCUGGAGUAACGGUCUACAGGAUGGGUACGGCUCGGAAACGUAUGCUGAUGGAGGCACGUAUCAGGGCCAGUGGGUGGCUGGCAUGCGGCAGGGGUACGGCAUCAGGAGCAGCGUGCCGUACGGCAUGGCGUCCGUCAUCAACUCUCCCGUGCGCACCUCGCUGGCCUCUCUGCGGAGCGACCAGGAGAGCAGUGUGGGGGAGGGGGCCCACGAGGCCACCCCCAGCCAAACCAAUCUCCAGGUCUCUGGCGCCAGAGGCGGCUUCGUUCUCAACAUCUUCGACGAGCCUCCGCCUAAGAAAAAGCAAGCCUUCCUUAAGCGCACCAGCAGCAUCAGAAAGUCUUUCCUUUCGGGGUUAAGGAUUCGCAAGAAAGGCAGUGGAAGUAGUCAAGCUAGUCAAACGUCUUACCGCAGUAGUGAAUACAGUGACAUAGAUGUAGAAUCAACAACACCUUCUAGUAUUAGCGGGGUGGAGUCCACGGGCACCACGUCAGAGUACGAAAUGCCGCACAUGGUGGCAGAAGAAAUAGACGCUAACACAACAGAGACUUACAUGGGAGAGUGGAAGAAUGACAAGCGGAGUGGGUUUGGUAUCAGCCAGAGAUCGGACGGACUUAGAUACGAGGGUGAGUGGCUGAACAACAGAAAGCACGGAUAUGGAUGCACCACGUAUCCCAAUGGAGCCAAAGAGGAAGGCAAAUACAAGCACAACUACCUAGUGCAUUCAGGGAAGAAGAAGAACCUGUUCUCGGUGCGUUACGCCAAGAUAAAGGAAAGAGUGGACCAGGCUGUUGAAGCUGCUCUAAAAGCUGCAGAGGUCGCCAGACAGAAGGCAGACAUUGCAGUUUCAAGAACUGCCCACGCGAGGGCAAAGGCCGAACAAGCAGACAUUGCCAGACAACACGCAAGAGAAGAAUCAGACAUUGCACGAUUAGUCGCACGGCAACUGUCUCCAACCUUCCACCAACCAGGUCUAGAGUACAUAAAGAACAGGGCAGAAGCGGCGGCCAAGGCUGAGGCUGCUGAGACAGCGGAGCUGGCCCUCGCUUCAGCUGCCUCUCCCUCCCAGGCCAGCCCACGCCCCAGCGCCAGACUCGUCACCCCCGACAUGGCCAGAAAAGCUGCAACAACGGAAGAUCAUCCACUCGAUCAGAAAGGCAACAAGAAGGAGCAGGAUUCAGAGCAGACCACCCCCAAGAGGAAGUUCAGCAUGAAAGCUGUGCAGGAUUGGCUCGGUUCCUCCUUCAAGAAGGAGGAAAAGCCUCCCCCUCCUCCCGAGCCCCAGACAGUGGAGGCCAUGGCCACUGCCAUGGACGUGGGGAUGUCAGCGGGCAGGCCUGACGUGUAUGAGAACAUAGGCACCAACUUGGAAGCCCCGAAGGUUCCUCCCAAGUUCAAGUAUCUCUUUGGCGACGAAGGCGAGUUUUACGAAGACGAAGGUUAUGACGAAUACGGCCCUGCCGCCGACACCACCCCGGAUUCAGGCAUCGGUUUCGAGUCAGAGUCCACGCUACGACACAGGAGGAGAUCCCCGCACACAUUAGACGUCUUCGAGCCAACGGUAGAGGAAGCAGCGCCGGUAGGGAAGGACGAAUAUCUGGAGAAGGAAGGAGAGCUGUACUUGGAGGAGGUACCAGCUGGAGAAGAAGGAUAUCCUGAGGAAGAAUAUACAGCUGAAGAUCAAUACUUGGAGGAGUACCCCGAGGAUUACAUCGACACCCCCAUGGAGGAGGUGGAAACCGUGCAGGCUGUACAGGCCGUGCAACCGGGCACCAUGAUACACACGGUGACAGCGCUAGAACCGGUCACACCGACACUCGUAGAAGAACCUACACCAGAGCCCGAGCCCGAGCCGGAACCUGAACCAGCACCACCGGCACCCGUCGAGCCCUUGGCGCCGAAUGGAAAGCCUGUCGCUGCCGCCCCAACUGAACAGAACGUCGUGGACACAACAUGGAAACCAACGUCAGAGAUUAUGAUGGUAAAGGAGGUGAAUCCGACAGCCCACAUCAUCAUCCUGGUUAUACUGUUGAACAUCGGCUUUGCAGUGCUGUUCUGCCACUUCCUGACGUGAAGACGUCCAACACGUGGAGGAACGACUCGGGUGUGACCAAUGGCGACGUGUCGGGGUGGGGUGUACCGGCUCCCAGCAAGAGGGCCCGAUGCCAUGCUCGCAUGGGAAAACAUGACCGCUCUUCACUAUCUGUGCUUGAACCAUCAAGAAUCACCCCAUCACCUGUGACAGCACUGCCUGCAUCGGGCCCUGUUUAUUUUUCUUGUGUAUGCAUUUACAAGAGGAAAAAGAAAGAAAAGACCGCAGGUUCGAAUCACGUCAGAAAAAAACAAAAUCAUGCUCUGCAUCAUCCUUUUUAUAUAAUGAACACAUGUAUAUUCAUAAAGAAAAUUCUCAUGCUCUGCCUUUUGAACUUCUCAAACAUGACAUUUGAAGACUCUACAUCAUUCUGGGAAAUAAACAGACUAUAAAUCUACAUGUUUAAGUUUUUUAUUGCCACGUUGUGAGCCUGUUGAUGAUAAUUAUUGCAUCAUCUCCCACCUGUCCUUCAUAUUUAAGAGACUUCAAGGCCAUGUUGCCUGUUUGGUGAGUGGAAAUAAGAAAGAAUUGGAUUGUGGGAUUUAUGGAGGAUUCUGGGUAACUAAGACCUUUGACCCAGAUGGCCUGUUGUGUUGAACUCUGGGAAGGGAAAAAAUGUAGCCAUUUGUAGUAAGAAUAGUUAGACAAUGAAUAGUACGAUGAUAACGGAAAAAAAUUGAAAUAAAAACGAAAACCGAAAGGUUUGCCAAGAAAACAUAGUUUUGGGAGAAAUGAGUGAGAAAAGGAAAUAUUUUUCUGGCCACAAUUCAGAUUCAGAUCUUGUCUUUGCCAGUGAUUCUAACUUGCAUGUUGAGUGUUUUUGAAUGGAGAGCUGCCCGCCCUGUGGAUUGCAGCUAGACUUGUUGCCAAAAUCUUAGUGUAAGCAAUGGCAAUCCUUUUCUUGUAAAUUCAUUGUUUGCUGCAUCACAGGAAAGUGUCAAGAAGGAAUGUGCUUUGAAUCUUGCACAUUUGUACAGUAUAUUCAAUGAAUUUUGUGAAUGGAUUUCUUUGUUACGUUUUUAUACUUGUGGUCCAAAUGUAGUCAUAUCAUACGCGAAAGCGACAAAAACUUUCUCUGCGUAGAAUGUAGUUGGACUGCAGAGUUGUACUACUUCGUGUUGUCUUGCCCUCUCUACCAUGUGCUUAUUCUGAUGUACGUUUAUUUGACAACCCUCCUUUCAUGCAUAUGUACCUACCUUAUACUGCGUCCGUGCAUGUGUGUAUUAGUUUUUGUCGAGGUAAAAAAACAUGCGCACUCACUCACUUUGCUGAACCCUUGUAAUUUAGAACACCUGUAUUGUUGUGAGGGUACUUGUAUUGCUUGUCGCAGUCAACUAUCAAACAUGACUGAAUGGUGAACAACGUUUUAAGUGAGACAAAAAUCAAGCGAUCAAGUUUUCCCCUGAGUGCUGAUUUUCUGUAUUUACCAUGUGCAAUGUUUUCUGACCUUAAUAAUAGACUUUUCAAUCAAUGAUCCAAGAUAGGAGAUGUAUCCAUAGUGGUGUGUUUUCAUGUUGAUGAGCAGCCUAGAUUUACAAACCAGUAGUAGAGGUGUCGAGACGACAAAAUCUUUUCAAAUGGGAACUUUUCAUACAGCACAGUAAGCUGAUUUUCCAGUUAAAGGCAUAUUUUAUAUGUCUUUAGUGUAUGGAAUUCUAGUCUCCAUGUAAAUAAAGGUUAUGCAGGUGCAGUUUACA
Branchiostoma floridae (Florida lancelet) is the source of this 4694-nucleotide messenger RNA. RefSeq names its product junctophilin-1-like. The transcript has 8 exons. Gene Ontology annotation, cellular component: endoplasmic reticulum membrane; plasma membrane; junctional membrane complex. The coding region runs from base 571 to 2979 and encodes 802 amino acids. The record is from RefSeq and is a predicted model, not a curated record. Lineage: Eukaryota; Metazoa; Chordata; Leptocardii; Amphioxiformes; Branchiostomatidae.